Messenger RNA from Dermacentor albipictus, 2324 nucleotides. Its product is annotated as inter-alpha-trypsin inhibitor-like. Gene Ontology annotation, molecular function: serine-type endopeptidase inhibitor activity. The record is from RefSeq and is a predicted model, not a curated record. NCBI's taxonomy places the organism in Eukaryota, Metazoa, Arthropoda, Arachnida, Ixodida, Ixodidae.
CACGGAUGGCUGGAUAAGCUGGAAUUGUUCGAGAGAAGUCGAAGCCGCGCUCUGGGCACGGUAUGACGGCUUUCGGCUGCGUGUGCUACACUGGUAUAGGAACGAAACGGCGCAUUGUCCGCCGGGCGAGUCGCGGCGAGCAGACGAUAUGUUUACGACCAGAGUGGUUUCGCACGCGGCACCGAUCCGCGCGAGGAGCAGUAACUCUGGAGCACGCCGAACAAAGGCAGCUUUAAGCGAGGCUCGAUCAGCUCGUACGGCGAUGCCGCUGCGUGGUUCGCACUGCUGCGGCGCUACGCUUUGGCUGACCGCUGUCGCCUCGCUUGUGACUGCAUGCGGCGCUCUCGAGCCCGAGUGCCUUCAGCCUCUGGAGCGAGGCUCGUGCGACCAUCUGCACGGCCGCUUCUUCUACAACGCCACCAGCCACCAGUGCCAGGAGUUCUUCUGGCUCGGGUGCGCCGAGAACGCGAACAACUUCGAGAACCGCGAGGACUGCGAGAAGGAGUGCCAGCACUCGGGAAUACCUCUGCCAAGACCUAAAGACGGGCCUGGCCGGCGCAACGCCAUCUGCUAUCGGCGCCCUCGACGAGGUAAUUGCAAGGCCAUCCACCGGCGCUGGUUCUUCAACUACCGCACCCUUAUGUGCGACCGUUUCCUCUGGGGAGGCUGCGACACCAACGGCAACAACUUCCACACCCGGCGUGACUGCCGCGUGGCCUGUUCACUCGAUUCUCCGCUCACUGAAAACGACAGAUUAAACAGUGGCGUAUAGUCAGCCACUGCGGGGGUCUUUUCAAGUUGAUCAAAUGAAACAAAUGACACAUACGCAACUCGCACCUAUGAACAAACUAACGGGCUAGUGAAGCUGUAAUCGAGGCUCCAUCGUGGCUUCGCCUCGAUGUUCCCGCUGGUUGAGUCCAAUAGUGUGACUUGCUCAUUUAAUAACGCACUGGACAGCGUUAGGUCUACUGAUAAAAAGGCUGACAUUAAAGUGCAGAUUUACGGAAAUUAUAAUUUAGAAGAAUGCAGAGCAAUAGAAAAAUAAAUGUUAAUCAAGGCAGCUAUAUCGCACAAACAGAAUCUGUACUUAUCUAUAUAGUGUUCAAUACUUUCGGCAAGAUCUGCCUUGAAACGUGUUCAUCUUAAAAGCAACACAAGUAGGAACGUUAAUAUUUGUGUUCGAAGAUCAGGAAGUGCAUACGUUAAACUACAUUUAUAUUCAUGCAGAAAAAUAUAGUAAUAAAUGGAGGAAUUAAGUAAUCACGUCAGGGUAAUAGUUCCUGCCCUUUAAUAUUUUAGCAACCUUAUUUCAAGACUGCCAAAGAUUGCUAGAAAUGGAGCACUCAAGUUAAAAAUGCAGUCUUUUAGAAAACGGAUUCCACGCGCACCUCGUGGCGUGCCCGAGGUUACGCGUUUAAGCUUUCUCGCUAUAAUUGUUUCAACACACUAAGUUGUCUAUUAAUUUGGUGCAGUUACGUGGCUACUGACAAUGGAAAGUUUGUAGCCAUACCGACUAUAGGUGACCUCAUAUCAGUUUUCAAAUCGCUCGAGAGGUCCUUCUCCUAUUCCCCGCAGCACGGAAAAUUUUUCAAUUUCUCGCUGCAGAACUGCAACUGAGCGCUUGAGAAGCGCAGAAAACCACAUGCGUAAGAAGCGCGAGCUAUCGACAUCUUAUCAUGUCUGUCUCUCUGCGCCACACAAGCACAACCACUUUCCUUAUUUCGACGUGCUAAUUAGCACUCGUAGCGUGCGCUUUCCUCGCCACUUCAUCGAUGUGCCAAAGCGAAGAUUAAAGCGCACUAUAUCUGUUUGGCCGCGCUUGUCUAGAGCUUUGCUUGGUGGCGCAUGGUUUCGGAGCGUUUCUUUUUUUAGAUGGAAAAUGAACUCUUUUGUUCUCUUUCUUCUUUUGUCUUCCCGUGUGCCUGGGUCUCUUGAUAAAACGAUGAUCGCACCCUUUAUCACCGUUUAAGUUAACAUAUAGCUUGCUAUGACAGGUGAUGGCCAUGAUUCUGGAGUGCCGUCAUUGGAAUGAAGCCAUGGGUGUGCCUCAAGCUGUAAUCGCCACGUCAAAAGAGCGAAAAUGGUUCAGCGUGAGGGGAGCAGACCGUGAGAUGUCGUAAGGCGUAAACGGAUGACAUUUCUUGUACACGUGGUUUCCUGCGUUCCUCAAGCAAUCCCUUCAGCAGUUUUGUAGCAGACAAGUGAGAAAGCUCGUUCUGCUGGGUCUAGGGCAAAGACAGCUGGCGGGAAUUGGAAAACUGGUAUCAGGUCACCUCGUGAGUAGCUCGAAACUUUCUAUCGUCAGUAGCCGCGCAGCUGUCCCC